CAGAAACCAGCUGCACUUCUCUCUCACACCCCUGAGGGAGCAGGAGCCGCCAGAGCCAUCGGGGCAGCAGAGAACAUGGCCCAGAGCGUGGUCUACGCCGACCUGAAGUUCGCAGCAUCCCCGCCGCUGGCCGUGCCCUCCUGCCCCGCAGCCCCCGACGAGGACGACAGCCCCUACGAGAACGUGCUGCUGGGGACGGUGCCUGCAGAGCAGAGCCCAGGUCAGAGCCCGGCCACCGACACGAGGAUGCUGAGGCGCAGGGUGGGCAGCGGGGGGCGGCAGUGGGACCAUGGGUGAUGCUCUGCUCACAGCUCAGCUCAGCUCAUGUCACCUCUUGCAGGGCGACGGCCCCGGCGCUGGCGUGUCCCCAUGGGGCCGCUGGCCACCAGCCUGCUGGUGCUGCUGGUGCUGUUGGUGGUGGGCACCGUGGCCCUGGGGACCCGCUACUGGCAGGUCACCCGCAGCCUGCGGGACGCCUCCCGGGAGCAUGCGGCCGAGCAGGGCCGCCUGGAGCAGGAGCUGAGCGCCCGGGAGCAGCGCCUGGAGCAGACGCGGCUGGAGCUGGUGAGGGCCAGAGCGGAGCUGGGCCGUGCGUGGUGGGACGGCAACAGGAGCCGAGCGGAGCUGGAGCUGCGGGACACGGAGCUGGGGCGCGCCAGGCAGGAGCUGGCCGAGCUGCUCAGGGAUGUGCAGCGCCUGCAGGGAGAGCUCAACAGCAGCCAGAGCACCGUGGCCAGCCUGCGCGCCUGCCUGAACACAGAGUGCUGCCCCUCGGGCUGGGUGCUCUACAGGGGCAAGUGCCUCUUCAUCUCCGUGGAGAGCAAGACGUGGAGGGACAGCCGUCAAUACUGCCAAAGGACGUCCGCUCAGCUGCUGGUCCAAGGCGACUGGCCAGCGUGGACAACGCCGGGGAAUGGCGCCGUGUACUGGGUCGGGGAGAGAUACAAAAGUCAUCUCCAUUCACGCGAGGACACGUAUGGAUGGCAAUAUAAAGAGUAA
Molecule: messenger RNA, 999 nt
Organism: Pezoporus occidentalis (night parrot)
Lineage: Eukaryota; Metazoa; Chordata; Aves; Psittaciformes; Psittacidae
Product: B-cell differentiation antigen CD72-like
Exons: 4
Coding region: 325-999 (224 amino acids)
Cellular component (GO): plasma membrane
Molecular function (GO): transmembrane signaling receptor activity
Source: RefSeq, a predicted model, not a curated record